AAUGGAUUGGGUGGACGGCUGAGUAUGUAUACAUUUUAUGCUGUAACUAGCCAGUCUUAUUUUAGUGACCGAUACAUUUUAGUCACGGGUAUUCAAGAUAAAUGAUAAAAAAAAAUCGUAUCAUUAACUAUUAAUACUUGAUUAGUUUUAAAUAUAACAGUUGUGUGUUUUAUUUUAUUUUUAUACAAUAAGUGCAUACUAUACGUGUGAUUUUUGGACUAAAAUGAUUCUUACGCGAACGCCGAGUUCUUCGCACCCGUGUAGACUGAAUACGGCUAUCACAUUGUUGCUAGUCGUUGUUUCGCUAGUACACGGUUUUCCGUUAGAUGGACAACAACUCGAUUCUGCGGUGGAAGGCGUACAGAAAUAUUUGGAAUCGUCUGGUUUUCCUAAAAUGACUCGUGGUGAAGUUUUGGAUUUUUUGAACGAUUUUUCAAAGAACUCUCGAGUAAGCCGUUCGAAUAAUAAUGCAUUAAAUGUGAAAAAAGACAUUACAUACGUCACACCACAACCUGAUUUUGAGUACUCAAAUACUCAAACGUAUACUGAUGUAACAAAAAGUAAAACUCCUGUACCAAAAAUCCCUAAUGGUGAAUCACCGCUAAAUUAUGGAUAUCCAAUGAGUAUAAAUAAACAAACAGAUCUGUCACAGCCAUCGUCUACACCAACAAUAUUUGUGACAGUGCAAGAUGGAAAUUUAACUAACGAUAAAAAAACUGAGAUUAUGUUGCAAACAAUGCAAGAAAGAAAUGCACAAAAAAAAAAUAUCAGCCCUUCUGUCGAUUUAAAUGCGUAUACUAAGUUCAAAAAAAUUCCUGAAGCCAGAAAUUUGAAAAUUGACGAUGAUAUGAAAGAUUUUCUUCACAAUUUUGGACUAUUAGAUACUCCGAAAUCAGGUAAAUCGAUUAAUCCAAAUUCUAACGAACCAAAAAGGCGAAAUGACGAUGCUACCGUAACAGAAACCGUGGACGAAAAAUUAUUAAAAUCAAUUUUAGCUGAAACCGGUAAUAGUGGAGUAAACAUAUCCCAGUUUCAACCGCUGCUCGAAAGUGCAUCAACCCGGGACCAUGUGUUCAACCCGUCCGACUCUAACGUCAAAACUAUAGAUAUCAACAGGAUAGCAAAAAUAGUGGCAAAUAUACGGCUAUUGGCCGAUGAUAACAAUACUGUUUCAUUGUCACAAGAUGCUAUCAAAAAGAAAUUAGAAAACAUAACAGAGGCCAUUUCUGCUAUUGAUCAACCUACCGAUAACAGUGCAUUUAAUGGGUAUGAAGUGUUCUUCGACGAUAAUUCCAAAGAAGUCGAUUCUGAUUUGCCAGAGUCACCUAUUGUUCCAGAGACUCAAUCUUUGAAUAAGGCACAGAAUCCUCCUGAUCCUUUGUCCACCGAUGAACUUCAAAUGCUGUUGGAAAAAAACAAAAAUGACGUCAAACGUCAAGAGCCAGCGAACAAUGAUUCCAUAACAAAUAUCACAACCUCUACCGAAGAAUCAGUGCCUGUCGCAACGUCCUCUGAAACCGUGGUAACAUCUGUACCCAUUGAUUCGUCUUCGGAGGCAACGUCGGUAGAAGUAACAUCUGGCGCUAAUGCAGCAAGAGAUUCUUCCACGGUAGCUGAUACAAAUCCGAGUCUAUCUCAAUUGGCCGAAUCGUUUGGUGGAGGCGAGACAGCUAGUAAUCCACCGACAGUUGAUGAAAUGAUAACACCUGGACCCGAUCGACCUAAAAAUGGUUUGUAUUUCUAUGUGGACUGGAACUCAUUUUUGACAGUUAACGGAGGUCAAAAGAACCAAGUUAACUUGAGGUUUGCACCGAAAGCUGGGAACCCAAAUCAUUUUAUCAAGGUCAAUGUACCAUAACCAAUUUUAGACGUUAUUAAAUUAUUAAUCUAAAUAAUG
Molecule: messenger RNA, 1897 nt
Organism: Melanaphis sacchari
Lineage: Eukaryota; Metazoa; Arthropoda; Insecta; Hemiptera; Aphididae
Exons: 2
Coding region: 224-1858 (544 amino acids)
Source: RefSeq, a predicted model, not a curated record